AUGUCGCGUCCACCGUCAGCUCAGCGAGAUCAAUCCCCCUCUGUUCAGCGUCCUGAGGUACCGAAAUACUCUUACAUACCUCUCCGGUCUUCAACGAACUCCAAACAAUUUCGGCUUCUGAAGGUUCAUAGAGGAGCCGAUGAGGACGAAGUCGAGUGCGAGUUGAUAAUCCACAGCCUGGAUAAUGCACCAGAGUACGAAGCGCUCUCCUAUGUUUGGGGCAGCCCAGUUCCCCAAGCAAGGAUCCGAUUGGCCACGGGCUACGCGGAGGUUGGACCAAGUCUGUACGCUGCGCUUCGCGGCUUGCGAUAUCCAGAUUCACCUAGGAUGAUCUGGGCUGAUUCGCUGUGCAUCAACCAGGCUGAUGUUUCCGAACGGAACUCUCAGGUCCAAAUCAUGUCCGACAUUUACUCAAGAGCCAGCAGAACUUUGAUAUGGCUGAGCGACGCAACCCCCGAACUUGAAGGCGCCAUCUCGACGUUCCAGUCGAUGCACUCUCGCUCUACAGAAGAAUCACACAACUCGGGAACCCGAACGUCUAGCGAAUCGGAGAAGACGUCUGAAGGCCCUGCUCAGGCCUCAGCGCCACCAUCGCUAAUCAGUCGAAUAUAUGGCCCGGCUGUGGCAUCUCUAUUCAGCUUGCCGUGGUUCACUCGGAAAUGGGUGAUCCAGGAGGCUGUCAAAUCUCAGAACCCGGUCUUCGUUAUCGGAAAGCAAACCCUGCCUUGGGGCGUCCUCCUCGACGUCGCCCGAGAUUCAAUCCUAUCGACGUUCACAAUACAGCUGCAGCAGCCUCAGCAAUCACAGCAAGUCGCCAUACAUGCCAUGAACCUCAUGCUAAUGGCUAGCUUGAGGGCUGAAGAGCCUCAGAACCUGAUGGCGCUGCUUUCCGCAACCACGAACUUCUCUUGUACUGAAGAUAAGGACUAUCUCUUUAGUGUUCUCGGGCUGAUGCCGCCGUCGCUGCGGGCGUCUCCUCUGCUUCAGCCUGAUUACGACAUUUCCUUUUCCGAGAUGCUUCAAAGACUGGUGAGAUGGAGUCUAGAAGAGAGGAGAAGUCUGGACUUUCUUGGCCUGUGUUACUUCCAACCUUCGACCUCCGGCGAGCCCUCCUGGAUGCCCCAGCUCACUCGAGGAUUCCCUGACAUACCUUUGCCUAUGAGGAAACAGGAGUACUUUCGAGCUGGUGGGCCCAGUUCUAUCACUGUAGCCUUCGCCGAUACGAGCAAACUUAACAUGAACGGGAGAAUCAUCGAUACGAUUGAGGCGACUGCAGCAGCAUGGUCGAGGGGUGUAAUGGCGAUAGCAGAGGUCACAGAGGAAGAUUUCUCGUCACGGAGAUUCGCCGACCUCGCCGAGACGUUGACGUGGGCUAGAUACCGCGAACAGGACACUUCAGACAGCGUUGACGCUUUCCAUGGCUACGUAAAUGCCUGCAAACAUAUUGAUUCCUGGGCCGUGGUUGACGGUAUCGACUUCAAGGGGUUUCUGUCCCUUGCUGGGCCUGUUAGGGAGCCUACCAGCAGCAAGGUCUCGUCUGCCAUCUUCCACCAGAACACCUGA
Molecule: messenger RNA, 1563 nt
Organism: Fusarium falciforme
Lineage: Eukaryota; Fungi; Ascomycota; Sordariomycetes; Hypocreales; Nectriaceae
Product: HET-domain-containing protein
Exons: 3
Coding region: 1-1563 (520 amino acids)
Source: RefSeq, a predicted model, not a curated record